AUGAACGCUCUCGAUUUCCUAGUCGACUUUGCAGCCAGUGUUAGCACAUCAGAAGCUUCAAGACCAGGUUCUGAUGGGGGAAAUGUCAACCAUAAAAUCGAUACUACGCGCAUGAAAGUACAAUCCGCAUCAGAAAUGUGCAUUCCCAUCUCGGAGGAAUCCUUUCCUGUCGACGGAAGGCGACCUGUCGAGACGAUCCAACUCCAGUCCAGCAUGGCACCAUCUUCAUCGCAGCAGACCUUCCCAGCCCACAUGGUAGACCACCCCUCCUUGACCGCUCACUGUCACAACACAUACGAGGGGUCCUUCGCAAUUUCUCCAGAGCCCCACAUGAUUCCAUCUUUCGACCAAUUCCUCUAUGAGCAUGCGCGCCUUGGGCUUCCUCGAGUAACUCCCACCGAGCUGGGUUACUACGAUUGCGACUGCGAGAGACUCCACGAUUGGGGCUUAGGCUAUGAGACGAGUUAUUCGCUACCUGUGGAGCCAACGUCAUGGCUUCACGUUCAGCCACAAUAUCACCUACCGAAUCACGAUGCACGGUAUUUGGAGACACAUUACACGCUACUAGCGCAAGAAGUUUCGACGCAGCCAUCGCAGUGCAUAGCCGCGACUUGCCAUUACGAACAUCCUCAGCCACAUAAUCAUGUUGUUGGCAAUAUCCGCGCGUUCGCAACGCACAUCUGGGGGCCCCAUGCAUCUGUUCACGAUAAGAACAUCUCGAAAGACGAUGAUGAGUGGCUGUGGGUAAGCGCUGGAAGAGAUCACGAGAUGAGCCGGAUCUAA
Molecule: messenger RNA, 783 nt
Organism: Alternaria rosae
Lineage: Eukaryota; Fungi; Ascomycota; Dothideomycetes; Pleosporales; Pleosporaceae
Exons: 1
Coding region: 1-783 (260 amino acids)
Source: RefSeq, a predicted model, not a curated record